CUCUUGCGGCUAACUCCAUGCAGGUCCGGGCUUGUGGCUUAGUGGUCCCGGGAUGGCCUGCGGCUGCGAGGGCCUGAAGGUCCAGCCCAACAUCGCUGUACACCUGGGGAGUCCGAGACCCAGUGAGAGCAGUGCGGCCCGAGGUGGCCCAGCCCGCAGCAGGACCAACGCCAGUCGCAGGCCUCCUGACUCCCAGCUUGGUGUCCUGCGUCUUCGUGGACUUUAGAAACCUCAAAUGGCCAAACUACUACAACAUCCACCCAAGUUCUUGCCCUCAGAGUGGCACAUUGCUAACAAGAACCAAUACCACAGAGCAGAGGCCCAAAGGUCCCGGUCCGAACGCCUGGUGGCAGAAAGCCAGAGGCUUGUGAAUGAAAUUGAAAAGACCACAAGAAAAUCUCAAAGCGAUGUGAACAAGAAACUAGAGCAGAGGCUUGAGGAAGUCAGGUUCUGGAAGAAGGAGUUAGAUGGCAAACUUGAGCAGCUGGUGCAUGCGACCGAAAAUCUACUCAUCUAUCGGACCAGAUUGGAGAAAGCCCUGGAGAGCUUUAAAGAGCCCUUGCACAUCACUGAGAAGUGUCUGGAAUACAGGGAGAAGCGAGUUGGCGUUGACUUGGUCCACGAUGAGGUGGAGCAGGAGCUGAUCAAGGAGGCCGAGAUCAUCCGGGGGGUGACGGCCCUGCUGACCCGCACCCUGGAGGAGACGUCCGAGCAGAUCAGGCUGAACCGCUCUGCCAAAUACAGUCUUGAAAAGGACUUGAGGGACAAGUUUACAGCCCUGACCAUUGAUGAUAUCUGCUUCUCACUCAACAACAACUCGCCAAACAUCAAAUAUUCUGAGAACGUCGUGAGGGUUGAACCAAACUCUGUGAGUCUGGAAGACUGGUUGGACUUCUCCAACACCAACGUGGAGAAGGCCGACAGGCAGAGGAACAACUCUCUGACGCUGAAGGCCCUCGUGGACCGAAUCUUGUCCCAGACGGCCAACGACCUAAGCAGGCAACGUGACGUGGUGGACACCGCAUUCAGGAAUGGGCUGAAGGAGACCAAGGACGCCAGGGACAAGCUGGCUGUUCAUCUGGCCAAGGUCAUGGAAGAGAUUGCCUCCCAGGAGAAAAAUAUCACAGUUCUCGAAAAAGCCAUCCUUGACCAAGAAGGACCUGCCAAGGUGGCUCAUACACGCCUGGAGACCAGGACACAUCGGCCUAAUGUGGAGCUGUGUUGCGACGUCGCACAGUACAGGCUGAUCAAGGAGGUCGAUGAGAUCACCCACAACGUCGCAAGAUUAAAGGAAACAUUAGCCCAAGCUCAAGUAGAGCUGCAAGGCCUGAAUCGCAGGCAGCUCGCCCUGCAGGAGGAGAUCCAAGUCAAAGAGAAUACCAUCUACAUCGAUGAAGUGCUGUGUACGCAUAUUAGGAAGUCCAUCCCUCCAAGGGAUGGGGAUGACCACGGGGAGUGGGCCGGGGGCCUUAAUCCAGACACUGUCUGCUGAAAGUAGGAUUCUCAUUAAGCCAUUCUCAUUAAACAGAGUCA
Messenger RNA from Balaenoptera ricei (Rice's whale), 1533 nucleotides. RefSeq names its product tektin 1 (gene TEKT1). Gene Ontology annotation, cellular component: nucleus; microtubule cytoskeleton. The transcript is spliced from 8 exons. NCBI's taxonomy places the organism in Eukaryota, Metazoa, Chordata, Mammalia, Artiodactyla, Balaenopteridae. The record is from RefSeq and is a predicted model, not a curated record. The coding region runs from base 236 to 1492 and encodes 418 amino acids. Gene Ontology annotation, biological process: cilium movement involved in cell motility; cilium assembly.